Molecule: messenger RNA, 1587 nt
Organism: Paramuricea clavata
Lineage: Eukaryota; Metazoa; Cnidaria; Anthozoa; Malacalcyonacea; Plexauridae
Source: the annotation of a GenBank genome assembly
AUGUUUUAUGACGUCACGGUGAAGGAAUGCAGCGUGGAACUUGCAAGUUAUUGUAUAGGAACUUGUAAGUUAUUGAGCUGUGAACACGCCACAAGUUGUUUGUAUCAGGAAGCGAAAAUGAGUUUAAUUCUAACAGUUUUUUAUGGGAAAGAGAAAUGCCACAACGUUUACCUAGAUCACUUGCAAGUUGAUAAUUUUAAAAGUCUUGUACUGAUAAUACGGCAAAAAAUAUCGUUCCUAAAUUUUAUCGCCGAUACUGAUUUACGACUUGAAUACGAAGACGACGAAGGAACGUUUGUCAGACUAGAAGAUGGCGAUAAAGAUGCAUUUAUGGACGCUUUACGCUGUGCUAAAGCUGUCGAAGGGACUGACAGCCGUCGCUUAAAGAUUAGAGUUUCUGAAUCGUCAACGCCACAACGAAAAUUGCAAAAGUUGAGUUUUAGCCCCGAUGCUGUGUUAUUUCGUGAUGUCUCUACAAACAAGGAUCUCUCCUCCGAUUACUCUGCCUACUCAAUUGCUUCGCCUGCGACAAGUUCAGCAUCAAGUUCAGCGUCUUCUCGCCCUGCGAGAAAACAACUGAAUUUUGAAGCUCGAAUGCCAUCAUCAACGACAACGACAACAAAUCCACCGAAAACGAUCAACCAUCGUUCACCACUUGAAAGGUAUCUGGCGGAUGCUGAAACACAAGUAUCAAAACAAGCUGCUACGGUACAAAAAGCUCAGGAUAGAGUCGAUCGAUUUGAAUUAGCCAUCCCAAUCGUCGCGAAGCCGAAGGUAUCUCCAUCAUGUGGGUUAUGUCAUAGAAGGGAAAAACACAAUCGUGUCAAUUGCCCUUACAAGCCGUACAAAUGUGAAUCUGUUUUUACUUGUGGUGAUCUUGAAAAACACAAAGAUGAAAAAGAUGAACUUAAACGCCUUCAACAGGAAUUGAAUACGGAGAAACAGAAACUAAAGAAACUCGAAUUACAACUAAAGUGUAAAAAAGAAUCGCAGACAAAGACAGUUAAUUCGUUCAACGCGAAAAUGAGAAAGCGGCUUGUUGCAAGUAACGAAGCAAAAUACUUAUCAGAUGGUAGGGAAAACUGGAGAGUUAUCAAUAUGGAUCUCAGUCUACUAGACCAGCAUUUCAAAGGAAAAGUCCCAGAUGAUAAUAUAGAUUUGCAAGAGGUUCUUGAAGAUAUACGCAUCCGCAGACUCCCGGGGUCUAAACAUUGUGACCAGGUCAAAGAAUUGUGGAAAAUGAAGGGCAUAACAUGGCCAGGGUCUUCGACAGAGUCUGCAGGCUGUAUCGGGGAAAGUCGAUGUGAAAAAGGUUCUAGUUCCACUUCGUCCAAAUUAUAUUCUCCUGCAGACAAACAUGAAGAAAACGAGCAGUUACAAAUUGCAUUGAGAGAGAGUCUUCACAUUAAUAAACAACAUAUAAAUAUCGAGAAUGAAGCGGAGACGCAACCAGCGGCGCCUAUAGCUAUGCCCAUCGAAACAAAAGAAACUUAUGACGAUGAGACAACAGCACAAAUGUUACUUGACAUUCUGUAUAGCAGUACCAAAGAACAAUCCGAUUCCGAUGAAACUGUCGACGAAAAUUAA